CAUGAGAAGUCGUUGUCGGCUUUCAAUCUGCUCACUUAUCCCUCAGCUCAAUCAGGUGAGUUAAGCGGAAGCACUGCAAGCUUGAAUACUGCAAAAAGAAUAGGCCCAUCGCCUGAACUAACCUGCCGUCUAGCCUCGGAUCAUUCAAGCCUCAAUAAGUCAUUACGAAGUACCAUCAUUGCUAGUCACUCCAGCCUUCAAAGGCCCCUUGACAAGAACAUACUUGAGAGACAGUCGGCAACAGACGGGUCCAUUCUUGCAGGAAUUUCUGCUCACAUCGGCACAAAAACGGUGUACAAUCAGUUCAAGUUGAAGCAAACACGACUGCACCAAAGCCGACGCAAAGUACCGAUGUUCAGGUCGUCAGAGGUCGGCUCAGGCGAGCACACG
Molecule: messenger RNA, 390 nt
Organism: Protopolystoma xenopodis
Lineage: Eukaryota; Metazoa; Platyhelminthes; Monogenea; Polystomatidea; Polystomatidae
Source: the annotation of a GenBank genome assembly